This is a messenger RNA of Exophiala xenobiotica, 1422 nucleotides long. RefSeq lists its product as uncharacterized. Lineage: Eukaryota; Fungi; Ascomycota; Eurotiomycetes; Chaetothyriales; Herpotrichiellaceae. Gene Ontology annotation, molecular function: protein-macromolecule adaptor activity; ubiquitin protein ligase binding. Gene Ontology annotation, cellular component: cytosol; cytoplasm; plasma membrane. Gene Ontology annotation, biological process: ubiquitin-dependent endocytosis. Bases 1 to 1422 code for a protein of 473 amino acids. The transcript has a single exon. The record is from RefSeq and is a predicted model, not a curated record.
AUGGCACACCCUGCUACGAUGAGGCUUUCUAUCAGCCUUUCCAACGAUGACGGCAAGCCAUUCACGCCUGGCUCUAUGAUUCUAGGAGUGGUCAAGUUCAUCACCUAUGAGCCCCGGAUAGUCGACUCCUUAUGUGUGGACUUUAGAGGUCACACGAGCGUCUUCUUGAACCAGAAUUACGGCGAUAUGAUGGUUUGCAGACAUGACUAUGAUUCUAAGAGCUACCUUUUCAGCCGGCAUCAAGAUCUGUACAAUGGCGGAUGCGUACAGCAUGAGGGGACAUAUGCAUGGCCCUUUGCCUUUCGAAUCCCUCUGUUUGCGGCUCCCCGGCUUCUACCUCGUGGUUCGAAAGAACUCUUCCAACAGAAACACCCAUGGAAAGGAGACACGGCACCCGAACCACAUCCUCUGCCACCAAGCAUGACACAGAGCGGAAGAUUUGUUUGCUCUGUUCGGUACGUGCUGGAAGCGACACUCGUGCAGCGCGCCCCAAACAUGAGCAAGGGCAAGAAAGUGCAAUCCUCUAAGACGGUAUCUGUGGAAAAUUUGGACAUCUGUCCAGAUAUCCUCCCAGCUUCCGGCUCCGAUUGGCCGUAUGUCGUCCACCGCCAUACCAUGCACUGUCCUAUUCGUGAUCCUUCACGGCGCAUGGUGCACCGGCUCUUUCCAAUUCCCUGUAUCAUCCCUCAAAGGCAAAGAUCCAAGAUCGAACUGCGCUUCUCUGUCCUUCUACCAAAGAGGUUGGAGAUCAAAGAUCAGUCAACAUCAGCACUUUCUGUCCCAAUUUCUGGCAGCGUAUAUAGCGACACCGCUUCCCCAUUGCCGCUGCAGAUGGAAAGAGAGCCAGAGCCAGAGCCAGAUCUUGUCAUUCGAUGCUUCAAGCUGUCCUUACUUCAGCACACCAAAGUUAGAGCAGGGUGCCACUCGGACUGCUCGGUCAGACGUAUCUUCACCCGUAAAGGGUCAUGUCGAGUACCUGUCCGCAGAAUGUGUCGAUCAAUGUCUGAAUCAAGUACGCCAGCAACUUUUGUCAACCUGUCCGACACUGUAGACCUGUCUGUACCCACUGUACUACUGGUCUCCGACUUCUCAACGUACAACAUCGCACGUUUCUACACCCUCGAGAUAUCUUUCUCCCUGCAGUUCGAAAGCAAGAGAUGCAGGUUCAGUCUGAGUGAUGUCCCUAUCCGGGUGGUAUCACAGUCCGGAGAAGAGUUGGAAAGGAGGCUGAUCGAGGGUCUGGAGACGGACGACGAGUAUGGCUGUGAACUGGCUGGUAUUCAGUGGCGCGACUACAGGCACAGGUCCAGUGAUGACUGGGGAGACCUCCAGGUAGUCCCCGAAACUGGCAUAGGAGGUUGGCUUGAAGAGGAUGGAUUGAUUCCAGAUAUACCACCGCCGCCAUACACCGACAAUCAAUAG